ACGAAGGAGGGUUUGACGAGUGUGAUGAGUUAUCAUUUCAUUCAGCAUCAGCUUCUUCUCAAGGAAGUCAAUCAUGCUGUGCUGGAGCACCAUGUAGUUGCUACCAAACUAAUUCCUCGGACAAACAAGAGCUGACAGCAUUAGAAGUUUCGAGUCCGCAAGAUUGAGCGCAAAUGGUUUGUGUGAUUGGUGCUCCGCUGGUUCUCCGGACAAAGACCAAAGCGUGGCACAAGAUGAUCAAAGGAGUGAUUCUUUCAUGCACUCCAAGGCUACCAAACAGAGAAAAUGGUGAAGGUGAAGAGUCCUCCGAUGAUCCAUUUGCAGCAAAAACCAGUGAUAGAAGUGGGGGCUGGCUUCAAUUAAGCAUGACCUAGCUAUUGGACCUUUUCUUUGUAGUGGCACUCUGUGUCUUGAAAGGACCGGUCCACUAACCAAGUGGAAGAUAAGGAAGGCAAGAACAGGAUUUCAGCUGUUUGAUGUGGCCACCAUUCUCAGAUCUUCUUCUUGUCCUUCAUGUAAGUACAGCUAAUCACCUUCAAAUGACUAUAUAUAAAUACACCACCGAGAGCUUCAACUUACCACAACUCUUCAUCUUCAAAUAAUUAUAUGUAUGGAGAAUCACUUGAAGUCUCAAAUAGCAAAGAUAGUGCUCCUCCUCCUCGUACUCCUCUUCAUUCCUCUUGUGCCUGCAUCCAUAAGGCCUUGCUACCUCUUCUUUCUCCUCAACAUCCUUAUCCUUGCUCUGGGCGUCGAGGCCGGCUUCCUUCAAAUGAUUUCUGACCCUCACGACGAGAAGAACAUAACGACGUCCAUUGCUACUCCUCUGACCAUAGCAGAUAUGCUUGAUUGUGCCUUCCAUGAAGGGACACUGCAUCCGUUGAAGGACUCCGAUGGAGAGGACGGAGACGAAGAAGAAGAAGAGGAGGAGGAGAAGUGGGAAGACAUUGGAGAGCUCAGCACGCAGGAGCUGUUCACAAAGUGUGAGGCAUUCAUUGGCAACUUCUACAAGCAGCUGAGGACGCAAAGGGAGCAGUCGUGGAGGAAGAAGAUUCAUGACCUCAGGGCCUUCUGACGUUGAACUGCCACACCCUUCGU
Molecule: messenger RNA, 1095 nt
Organism: Musa acuminata subsp. malaccensis (wild Malaysian banana)
Lineage: Eukaryota; Viridiplantae; Streptophyta; Magnoliopsida; Zingiberales; Musaceae
Source: RefSeq, a predicted model, not a curated record